AAUCGAGUUCAAGGAAUGUCUCAUACAACUUAAGUAGCCCUUAACCAUAUUGUUUAGCAUUAAGUGUGUCAUCCCUUAAGUAACCAUGACAAGGUCACCGAUUAAUUUUAGCCGUCGUUACUCUUUGGUACUGAUCACGUUCUUUGCCUUUUGUUUUGUUGCGAAGGCCCAAUUAAGUACAGAUUUCUACAAGGCAACAUGUCCGGAUCUUUUCAAAAUUGUCCGAAGAGAGGUUCAGAAUGCUGUCAAGUUUGAAAUGCGAAUGGCUGCUUCUUUGCUUCGGCUUCACUUCCAUGACUGCUUAGUGAAUGGUUGUGAUGCGUCACUACUACUGGAUGGAACUGGCAGUGAGAAGGAUGCCGGACCAAAUUUGAAUUCAGCAAGAGGAUUUGAAGUUGUUGACAGAAUCAAGAGCUCUGUGGAAAGCUCAUGCAGUGGAGUUGUGUCGUGUGCUGAUAUACUAGCCAUAGCUGCCAGAGAUUCUGUGCUCUUAAGUGGAGGAACUUCAUGGAAAGUUCUACUUGGAAGAAGAGAUGGUCUAGUGGCAAAUCAGACAGGAGCAAAUAGGGCACUUCCUGCACCAUUUGAAGCCCUGGACAGCAUCAUUUCCAAGUUUGCCGCUGUCGGCCUAAAUGUCAAUGACGUUGUGUCCUUAUCAGGCGCCCAUACAAUUGGGUUGGCAAGGUGUGGCACUUUCAGAGAUCGACUCUUCAACUUCUCAGGAACAGGUGCUCCUGACAUUACGUUGGAACAAAGCAUGUUAACUGAUCUACAGAACCUGUGUCCGCUAACUGCUGAUGGAAGCAUUACCGCGCCUUUUGAUCGGAAGUCAGCUGAUCUAUUUGACAACCAUUACUUUCAAAACUUGAUUAACGGGAAGGGCCUCAUAAGUUCGGAUCAAAUUCUAUUUUCAAGUGAUGCAGCUGUGACAACAGGUACCAAAAGUUUGGUCCAAAGCUAUAACACAGAUAUUAAUCGUUUCUUUGCUGAUUUUGCUAAUUCUAUGAUCAAGAUGGGGAAUAUUACUCUUACUGGGUCUGCUGGAGAGAUCAGAAAGAACUGUAGGGCUGUUAAUGCAUGAAAUAUGUCUCGCUAGCAGUGUACUUGCAUUUUGCAAUCCUGGCUCCUAAUUGCUUUUAUGUAGACUGUAUGUGGAAUGAAUACAGUCAAGUCCUUUUAUUUU
Messenger RNA from Malus domestica (apple), 1183 nucleotides. Its product is annotated as peroxidase N. The record is from RefSeq and is a predicted model, not a curated record. Gene Ontology annotation, biological process: hydrogen peroxide catabolic process; response to oxidative stress. Lineage: Eukaryota; Viridiplantae; Streptophyta; Magnoliopsida; Rosales; Rosaceae. Gene Ontology annotation, molecular function: peroxidase activity; heme binding.